UGCGCCUCCUCUAAUAAUUGACUCCUCCUCGUCUUCCUCACGCGUUCUCCUCUCCAUCCUCAUCAGAUUCUUUCACCGGAGAGUAUCAUCAUCAUCAUCACAACAUUCCCUCAACCAUGUACCCUCCUCCGAUGCUCGUCAAUUGCUCCGGUUGCCGGACUCCUCUCCAGCUCCCAUCCGGCGCCCGAUCCAUACGCUGCGCUCUCUGCCAAGCCAUAACUCACAUCGCCGAUCCCCGCACCGCUCCUCCUCAACCGCCUUCCUCCGCCGUCUCUCACCAGCCUCCUCCACAAGUCCCCGCGCCCCUAGGCCAGCUCCCUCACCCCCACGGCAGGAAGAGAGCUGUGAUCUGCGGUAUCUCGUACCGUUUCUCUCGCCACGAGCUUAAGGGAUGCAUCAACGACGCUAAGUGCAUGCGUCACCUUCUCAUCAACAAGUUCAAAUUCGCCCCUGAUUCCAUUCUCAUGCUCACCGAGGAAGAAACUGAUCCGUAUCGUAUCCCUAACAAGCAAAACAUGAGGAUGGCAUUGUAUUGGCUGGUGCAGGGAUGUACAGCUGGCGACUCGCUUGUCUUUCACUACUCUGGUCACGGCUCCCGUCAGAGAAACUACAACGGUGAUGAAGUCGAUGGCUACGAUGAAACGCUCUGCCCUCUCGAUUUCGAAACUCAGGGGAUGAUUGUUGAUGAUGAGAUCAACGCGACUAUUGUACGACCUCUUCCUCAUGGUGUCAAGUUACAUUCGAUCAUCGAUGCUUGUCAUAGUGGCACCGUUCUUGAUUUACCUUUCUUGUGUAGAAUGAACAGGUCUGGGCAGUAUGUGUGGGAAGACCAUAGGCCAAGGUCAGGUCUGUGGAAAGGAACAGCUGGUGGAGAAGCUAUAUCUAUCAGUGGAUGUGAUGAUGAUCAGACUUCCGCGGAUACAUCAGCGUUGUCAAAGAUCACGUCUACUGGUGCUAUGACUUUCUGUUUCAUUCAAGCGAUUGAACGCAGCCCACAAGGGACAACCUACGGAAACAUUCUGAACUCGAUGCGUACUACAAUAAGGAAUACAGGGAGUGGAGGUGGUAUUAAUGUUGGUGGUGGCGGUGGUGGAGUUGUCACGAGUGUGCUGUCCAUGCUUCUGACCGGGGGAAGUGGUAUGGGUGGAUUAAGACAGGAGCCUCAACUCACUGCGUGUGAGCCAUUCGAUGUCUAUGCAAAGCCUUUCAUUCUUUAGUAAAGACAACUUAUUGUAUAGCGACUGUGAUGAGAAUCUGUCCAUUAUAUUUAUGUAAUAAUCUUUUUUUUUCCUUUCCCAAAAGCAUAAAUUGAAAGACAUUGAUUCGUUGCUUUAAUAAGGAUAUGAUAUGCUAUAUGUCUAUGCUUAUACUGUUAUAUAUGCGGUACUUACUAUC
Messenger RNA from Raphanus sativus (radish), 1395 nucleotides. Its product is annotated as metacaspase-1. Gene Ontology annotation, molecular function: cysteine-type endopeptidase activity. The transcript is spliced from 5 exons. The record is from RefSeq and is a predicted model, not a curated record. The coding region runs from base 117 to 1217 and encodes 366 amino acids. Gene Ontology annotation, biological process: proteolysis. NCBI's taxonomy places the organism in Eukaryota, Viridiplantae, Streptophyta, Magnoliopsida, Brassicales, Brassicaceae.